AUGGGGUCUCCGAAUGCAACCCAAGGCGAGUUAUUGGCUGGUGGACGAGGUGCUGGACUUGCAAGAGAGCAACUUAAUAACCCGACAAGUGUUCUUUUGACUACCACCAACGAUCUAAUCAUUUGUGACGAGGGAAAUAAGCGUAUUCAACGCUGGUCCCAAAAUGCUAAUUACGGUGAGACUGUUAUCAGCAAUAUUGCUUGUUAUAAAUUAUUUACUGAUCAAAAUGGUGAAAUAUUGUUUUCAACUGACAAAAAUGAAAUAUUCAAAUGGUUUCCUGUUGAGAAUCGAACUGAGUUACUCAUGAAAGCUGCUGGUGGAAAACCACCAAAAACCAAGAGCAAUAUGUUUUUAUCACGAAACGGAAAUCUCUAUGUUGCUGAUACUCCGAAUAAUCGUAUUCUUAAAUACACACCAGGCCUAGAUGACGCAAACGUUAUUGCUGGUGGGCAAGCUUGGGCAAGCUCCGAUCUCGGUCAUUUGAACCAACCUACAUCUGUCAUUGUUGAUAGCAAAGGUACACUUUACAUCAUGGAUGCUGGAAACAAACGAAUUGUUCGUUGGACUGCUGGUGACACCAAAGGUAGUAUCUUAACGAGCAAAAAUUUUGAUGUGCCACGUGUUAUCCAUUUUGAUCGAAACGGCAAUCUAUAUGCUAUGGACGGCAUUUCUGUCACACGAUACGAUAUCGAUACAAGUGCUUGUUGAUCACCACCACGUAUGCUUGGAAUCCUAACUGCAUGA
Molecule: messenger RNA, 744 nt
Organism: Rotaria sp. Silwood1
Lineage: Eukaryota; Metazoa; Rotifera; Eurotatoria; Philodinida; Philodinidae
Source: the annotation of a GenBank genome assembly